This is a messenger RNA of Effrenium voratum, 744 nucleotides long. The record is from the annotation of a GenBank genome assembly. NCBI's taxonomy places the organism in Eukaryota, Dinophyceae, Suessiales, Symbiodiniaceae.
GUUUGUUUUCCUCAGCAUGCCUUGAACCAUUGCGUUGGGAGCUAUGCUGCAGAUCAGCCGCGUUGUGCGCUUGGUGUUGCCGGGGCGACUUGCAUUUCGGCAGGCCAGCGCCAGAGGUGCAGCUGCAGGCGCGGGCGCUUCGCGUGAUGAGCUGAGGAACUUGGUGAAGGAGCUCCACACCAGAGAAACAGUUCCAGAGGAAGAGGUGGAGGCGCGAAAGCAAAGACUGGAGGACGCCUCCCCGCAGCUGCAGAGCAACCUCAUCCAGGGUGAGAUGAAUGAUCGCCUCUCACUGCUCAAAGACCUUGCAGAUCUAGGGCUGGUGCCUGGCAAGCCGUACCCCUUCGCCGUCUUCCUGCUUGCCUUUCUGGAGGAGUACAUCAAAGGCAUCGAGGCGCUUCGCGACGGAGAGACCACCUCCCAAAGAGCGGAGGAGCUACGAAAGAUCUUGCUGUGCUUCCACCGGGCGGGCCUGGCGCCGGACCGUUUGAAGCUGCUCUACGGCCACAUUGAGAACGACUUCCCUCGCUUUGAGGCCGUUGGCGCCAUUUUGCCCAUGCCGACGGCGGUGUUGCUCUGCCACACCAUGCUGUCCACUGGUCUGAGCACCGCGGGCGCGGUGGCCGUGCUGCUGCGCGCUGCGCUGCGGGAGCCGCUCAUUGAGGUGGCCGAUGAUGCACAGGAGCUGCGGCUGUUAAAGACCAUCGAGAUGCUGAUCCGCGUGGAUUUCCUCCACACCCAGGA